This is a messenger RNA of Chara braunii, 715 nucleotides long. The record is from the annotation of a GenBank genome assembly. Lineage: Eukaryota; Viridiplantae; Streptophyta; Charophyceae; Charales; Characeae.
GCGAGAGGGUGUCCUUAAGGGAGGUCAGUGGACGUUCGUGCAAGCUCCCGUUCUUGGUGACGAUGAAGACGAAAAAGAACCCGCGGUGGAAGCUCGGGUUCAUGGCGAUGAGAAAGGCGGAGAACCCGACUAUCGGCAUCCAGACGGAUCCACAGCGGAAAAAUGGUGAUUCGUCGCCCACCCGUUGCGGUGAAGAACAGGGUGGUCAAGCGUCUGUCCUAAGCACCGCUCGGGGAGUGGUGCUUCAUGAAGCCAUAGAGUUGGAUGAUGACUCGGCUGCCACCGAGCUGGUUAGCGACUCAGGCGUGGCCGAGAUGCAGAACGUCGAAUCCUCCGUGGAAGGCGGUGAGGUGGCUGUCAGCAUCAAGAUGGAUCGAGAGCGGAAAUAUCAUGAUUCUCCGUCCACCCGUUGCGGUGCUGAACAGGGUGAUCGAGCAUCUGUCCUCAGUACCGGUCGGGAAAUGGUGCUUCAUGAAGCCAUCGACUUGCCAAGCGACUCAGCUGCCACCGAGUUGGUUAGCGACACAGCCGUGGCCGAGGUGCAGAACCUCGAAUCGUCCGUGGACGUUGGCGCAGUGGCUCGACAGGAGGGCGAGUUCCCUCAAAAGGCUCCUGAGCACGGUAAGAUUUGUGAAUAGGAACACUCGCAUACCUGUCACUAGCCAGCUCUGUGUUCGUCCAAAUUGAUGUCAUGGGCUAAUGUACCUUUUACCAC